Molecule: messenger RNA, 869 nt
Organism: Microcebus murinus (gray mouse lemur)
Lineage: Eukaryota; Metazoa; Chordata; Mammalia; Primates; Cheirogaleidae
Product: GLIPR1-like protein 1
Cellular component (GO): extracellular region
Source: RefSeq, a predicted model, not a curated record
CGGGGCGAGCGUGGCCCCGGGGCCGUGGAAGCCCGAGCGCCCAGCCGUUACCGUCCGCAGUCGCGGCUCUCCGCGCUCUUCCAUGGCGCUGAGGAGGGCGCUGAGCUGCCUGUGGACCUUAGGCCUGUGCCUCGCAGCCGGCAAGUCCCCCGUGAUCCCGUCCAUCGCCGACCCGCACUUCAUAGACAGCUGCCUCCGGGCCCACAACCAAUGGCGCGGCAGAGUCGAGCCCCCCGCGGCCGACAUGAAGUUCAUGAGUUGGGAUGCAGGUUUAGCGAAGAUGGCUAAAGCAUGGGCAAACAAGUGCAUAUUUCAACAUAACAGCUGUUUAGAUCAAUCAUAUGGAUGUUAUGCAGCUUUUGAAUAUGUUGGAGAAAAUAUUUGGUUAGGUGGAACGAGGAUAUUUACACCAAACGCUGCCAUCACUUCUUGGUAUAAUGAAACUGAAUUUUAUGAUUUUGAUAGUCUAUCAUGUUCCAAAGUUUGUGGCCAUUAUACACAGCUAGUUUGGGCCAAAUCAUCUAACGUUGGUUGUGCAGCUACAAUGUGUCCUAACCUUGGGGGACCUUCAACUGCAAUAUUUGUAUGCAACUAUGGACCUGCAGGAAAUUUUGCAAAUAUGCCCCCUUACACAAGAGGAGAACCUUGCUCUCUGUGCUCGGCAAAGGAGCGAUGUAUAACGAAGCUCUGUAGGUUACCAAAACUUCUUUUACCUAGCGUAAACCCAAUGAAUCCAAUGGGGAAAGCAGCUCAGCGAAUAGCUGUUAAUCCAUUCAGCCUAGUGUUUUUUCUUCUGAGAAUCUUUUAAUUGUCAUUUAUAUACAAAGAAAUUCUCAAAUAUGACAAUAAAGGAAUAGUUUAUGGACAAA